AUGCGUGAAAUCGUCCAUAUUCAAGCUGGCCAAUGUGGAAAUCAAAUUGGUUCCAAGUUCUGGGAAGUGAUUUCGGAUGAACACGGAAUUGAUCCCACUGGAUCUUAUCACGGCGACUCCGAUCUUCAACUUGAACGUAUCAAUGUCUACUUCAGUGAAGCAAGCGGUGGAAAGUAUGUUCCUCGCUGUGUACUCGUUGAUCUAGAGCCCGGAACCAUGGACAGCGUUCGAGCAGGUCCUUUCGGUCAACUUUUCCGUCCAGAUAACUUUGCCUUCGGCCAGAGUGGUGCUGGUAACAACUGGGCCAAAGGUCACUACACCGAAGGUGCUGAACUCGUGGAAUCCGUGUUGGAUGUUAUUCGAAAGGAAUGCGAGGCCUGUGAUUGUCUGCAGGGCUUCCAGAUGUGCCACAGUCUUGGAGGAGGUACUGGUUCUGGUAUGGGUACUCUCUUAAUCUCCAAAAUGAGAGAAGAGUAUCCUGAUCGUAUCAUGAUGACCUUCUCUGUUAUGCCAUCUCCUAAGGUUUCAGAUACAGUUGUGGAACCCUAUAACGCUACACUUUCAAUUCAUCAGUUGGUUGAAAAUACUGAUGAAACAUACUGCAUUGACAAUGAAGCUCUCUAUGACAUUUGCUUCCGAACUCUCAAACUUACAAAUCCCACUUACGGUGAUCUGAAUCACCUUGUCUCUGCCACUAUGUCAGGCGUGACCACCUGCCUACGUUUCCCAGGUCAAUUGAAUGCUGAUCUCCGAAAAGUUGCUGUUAAUAUGGUUCCGUUCCCUCGUUUACAUUUCUUCAUGCCUGGAUUCGCGCCACUAACUAGCCGUGGUAGCCAGCAAUAUCGUAAUCUCUCAGUUGCUGAACUUACUCAACAGAUGUUUGAUGCAAAGAAUAUGAUGGCUGCUUGUGAUCCACGACAUGGACGCUAUCUCACUGUCACGGCAAUAUUCCGUGGUCGUAUGUCCAUGAAGGAAGUAGAUGACCAGAUGCUAAAUGCCCAAAACAAGAAUUCUUCUUACUUUGUUGAGUGGAUCCCGAACAAUGUAAAGACUGCCGUUUGUGAUAUUCCACCACGUGGACUCAAGAUGUCAGCUACCUUCAUUGGAAACACCACAGCUAUUCAAGAGAUCUUCAAGAGAGUCAGUGAGCAGUUCACAGUGAUGUUCAGAAGAAAGGCCUUCUUGCAUUGGUACACUGGUGAGGGUAUGGAUGAGAUGGAAUUCACAGAGGCUGAAUCAAAUAUGAAUGAUCUGGUGAGUGAGUACCAACAAUAUCAGGAGGCUGGUAUUGCAGAUGAGGAAGAAGAUAUGGAUGAAGAAGAAAUCCAGGAAGAAGUUGAUGCUUAA
Messenger RNA from Rodentolepis nana, 1347 nucleotides. Lineage: Eukaryota; Metazoa; Platyhelminthes; Cestoda; Cyclophyllidea; Hymenolepididae. The record is from the annotation of a GenBank genome assembly.